AUGAGAGAAGUGGCUGCAGAGUCCCCAUCACAACAAACACAAUCGAACCAACAACAACAACAAGAAGAAGAGUAUGAGGUGGAGUUACACCGGAUUCAUAGAGAUACACUGAAGGUUUCCCAAAAACUCACUGCACUGCGUCAGGAACGAGAUGAGCUUGAAACCAUGAAAGAAUGGUGGAGAGCAAAGGCAGAAGAGGAAAUAGAGGAAGAAGAAGAAGAUGAUGAUGAUGAUGAGUUUAGUCAAAACACUGAUGUUGGAUGGGAAGAGACGGAUAAAUGGAGAGACAUACUGCAGAAUGCCCUAGAGGAGGAAGAGUCUAUGGCCCGACAGUCUCUUUACGCUAUGGAAUUAGCCGCAAGAAGGGAGGACUGUGAAUGGGAAUGGUGUGUGCAGUCACACCUCAAAGGAUGUGCAUACACUGGCAGUAACCCACAUCUACAUCAACAACAGAAUCAACAACAACAACCAGAACAGCCGGAACCGUUGCUACUGAGUAUGAAAGAGCAGCGGUGUCGAGAUGCAGUGUUGCGUGAGAUUGAGCGACUCACACGCCUAAAAGCAGCUGUGCGGCACGAGAUGCACGAAAUGCGUCUGCAAGGCAUCACAGGCGAAAAUGCCUUGAGGCAACAAUUAGAAGCAUUGCGAAUAGAGUCUGUUAGACUAGAGCAGCAGCAUCAGACAUACACCGCAUUGGAUGAAUGUGGGGAAACAGCAUUAGAGAAGGAGAAAGUGGUAUGGUGGCGUACAUCUCAGUUGUUGGAAGCGUGUCUACGAGUUGAUGCUCCUUUCAUUCCUGCUGAUAAUGUCACUCCCACCGUUACCGUGACUGACUGGCGAAGUGCUGCACACAACCUGAUGCUGCAGCUGCAACGUGUGAGGCACGAUAUGACUGCUGUGAAGGAUGAAUUGGAAGAACUGCAGCUGAAAUGUACGGACCUGGAGAGGCAGACAGCUGCAGAGGAAGACCGAUUAGAAGCCAUCAUGCUUGAGAAGAAGGCACUCCAAUGGUAUGUUCAUGCUUAUGGGCAAGAUGUCUGA
This is a messenger RNA of Trypanosoma theileri, 1041 nucleotides long. Its product is annotated as trichohyalin. The coding region runs from base 1 to 1041 and encodes 346 amino acids. NCBI's taxonomy places the organism in Eukaryota, Euglenozoa, Kinetoplastea, Trypanosomatida, Trypanosomatidae. The record is from RefSeq and is a predicted model, not a curated record. The transcript has a single exon.